AUGGCGGUUCACGCACAUUUUACCGUAGCGGAUUUUGUUGUAUUUUCUCUGACUUUGCUGGCAUCUAUGGGUAUUGGAAUAUUCUAUUCUAGGGCGGGUGGAGCACAGCAGAAUAACAACGAAUAUCUCAUGGCUGGGCGAAGUAUGGCUAGUAUUCCGGUUGCCAUCUCCGUCCUUGCUUCCUUUGUUUCGUCAAUCGCGAUCCUAGGAAAUCCAGCCGAAGUUUACACGUAUGGCUUUCAGUACUGGAUCAAUUCCUUCACGAACUUUAUUUCUGUUCCAAUCAUGGCGUUGGUUUUUUUACCUGUGUAUUAUAACCUUCGUUUGACUAGUAGUUACGAGGUAGGUUGUCAUACAUGAAUUAAUGAAUCCCGCUGCAUAAUUAGCACCGAUCGCUUCGUACCAAAUUUCCGGUUUAUCUCGAUUGGAAUGCGCGAAAUGUAGUAUUCAAAUGUGCAAGUUAAAAUGUAUUGGAGUAAUCGCACAGUUAUGAUACAAAUACCACGAACAGUUGAACAAACAGAGUUUUCAUCGUUUUUCAUUGUGAACAAAUGUUUACUUGGUGUAAUCAUCUGUCAUGAGCAAGUAACAUUCGCUUUCUUUUCUCUCGUACAAAUUUUUUUUUAUCAUUGAAUGGAAUCGAAAAAGUGAAAUGACUUAACAUCAAUUCAGUCUUAAAUUAAUUUAACAUGGUUAACCUUUUCUCGUGUGAAGUUCUAUGCCGGUGUGUAUGUUCCGGGGUAGCUCAGUUUGAAAGGUUUAAAUAUAUUUUUUUCUAUCUCCCCCUGUUUAUGCAGCCCGUCGCUGACUAAUGGCACUGAUUCGCACGAACCAGUGAAUCCUAAGGAAGGAUUAUUUACAGUUUAAUUCAACUGUUCGAAAACUUCAAAUUAUACCUACUAUGAACAAGUCAAAUAGCAAAACUUUAAGAUUUGUGAGUGUGUGUGUGUAACUCUUGGAAGAAAUUGGACAAAAGAACAUUUCAUUUAUGAAUCGUACUUAUUUAACGUCACGUAAUCUUUUUUUUUUCCAAUUCAUUUCGUCGUAUUGUAGGUUUUUUUCAUACGUAACGUCUUUUGUUUUGUACGAUAAUUUGUAGGUUUGUUUUCGUUUCGUUUGCCAUAUAAUUGUAAAAAAAUUCAUUUAAUUUGUGUAAUUCGUUCAGGGUUAUUCGAAGUCGUGUUCGAAUUUAUACGAGGUCGUUCAAGAUUAGUUCGCUCGAGAUCAGUCAUUUUUUGCUCAAUUUAAUUUGUUAAUUAGUUUGAGUCAAUAAUAAAAUGUUCAACUAGUGAACAGAAAUCCCUUUAGUUAAUUUCCAGUACGAUUAUUGUUACUGUCGCACUUACAGAAAAGCAGCCAGAUCCAAUGACAGGAAAUGAAUGAAGAAUUCCUUAUAGUUAAUUUUGUGACCUUAGUAACAUGAUUGGCACUAAAUUUGGAUUUAUAACUUUAUAAAUUUAAGUAUUUGAAUUAGUUCUUCCCUGCCUUCAUUUUAAGCCUUCCCUAAAAUCUCCACUCUUCAUUUGAUUGACAAUUGUUUCUUACAUCAGUGUACAUUCAUUGGGAUAAGAAGUACCCCAGAAGUUUGUGCAGCAGGAAAGAUGCUUCAGGGUUGCUUGAGGUACAGCCUACAGCAUCUCUAGCUUCUUGAGCACCCUCCAAACUUUCCAAGUGCAUCAUAUCUUGAUGAAUGCACAGCUGAUGUAUGAACCAAUUGUUUUAUAACUUUGUCAGUGCAGUUGUUUGAAUAUUGUUCUCUUAUAAAUUAAAACAUUUUAGAAAAACAGUGCACACUAAAUCUGAAAUAAAUCAUCUUUUAGUCAAAAAAACUGUAAUGAUAUAAUUUAAAACUUGUUUAUAAAUAACUUAUACCCAAAGUAAAAUUAAUUACAACAUUAGUCAAAAUAUACUCAGACAUCAAGAUCUGUUUGAUAGUGUGGCACAAGCAGUCAUUUACAAAAUGAAAUUUAGAUAUAACUGACUUUAUUCUCGUGGGACUAAGUGCUUUGUAAAAACAUUUUCUUUCAGUAUCUAGAAAGAAGAUUCUCCUUUAGUGUCAGGAUGUUAGGAUCUGUAGUGUUUGUUAUACAAACGGUAAGUGAAUAUUGAUUUCUAGUUAGCAUUUACUGGAUCCAUUUUUCUCUCUGUUCAAGCUUAGCUAGCUAUUAAAUAAGUUAUGGUAUUAGUAAUGUCAAAUCAAAGAUUAAAUAGGAAAAAUAUUUAUUGUGUUGUCUCAAGUGCAGGACAAAGAAAGUCUGAGUCCUCAUAAGGAAUCAACCUCAGACCUUCAGGUUCUUCUCUGUAACCCUUUCACCCUCAUGAGUAAUCAAGACAGAGCAUCUCCUUACAUUAUCAGUACCAUACCAAGCCAACAAGCAACAAGAGUAAAUAAAUAUAUCAAUGAGGGGAUACUUGAUCCAAUACUAAAUUCUCCAAAUUGGCAUUUUAAGAAUUGUAUGGCAGACAGUAGGGAGAAUUGCUGAGGUGAUCUUGGGAGUGACAGGGUCAAUGCUUGACCAGUGAGCCACAGAGAACUCCUUGGAGAAUAAAUAGGUCAUAGUUAGUAGGCACGAGUCUUGUAUACUGAAGGGAUGAGCAAUGUGGAAAGUGUCAUAUGAAUUUAAAUUAUAAUAUCAUUUCUUUAGUGUAUACAUCACUGUGCAUAAUAAUCAGUUUAUGAAAUCUGUAUCACAGUUGUUAUAAUUUCUCAUUUAAAAUGUUGCAACCAGUGUUGGUUCCUUAUGAAAGAUUUUGUCGUAGGACCCCACAGACACAAACUUAAGUUAACUUGUGCAUCCCGCAUGCUUGUAUUAAAGGCCAUUUCAUUCAUUUGUCAUCACCCAUGUCAUGCUAUUUUUCUUUCAUUAUUGUUGGUCAAAUGAGCGCAGUUCUCUAAAUUAUGAAUCUUAUUUCAAAAAAAAAUUUUUUUUUCAGGUUUUGUAUACUGCUAUUGUAUUAUAUGGACCAUCACUGACCUUAGAAUCAGGUAAAAAAGUAUUUGAUAUACCAACUGAAAAUAUUUAUAUGUGUAGAAUAUAGAGUGGUUUAUUUCAAAUAAAUAUUGUAAUUCACUGAUCAUCCAGUUAAUAUUUGUGGUAUUUUGUAUUAUUAAGUGACAGGUUUCCCACUGUGGCUUUCAACGGUUGUAACUGGUCUUGUCUGCACUUUCUACACCACAGUAGUAAGUCCUUUUUUAGUUAUUUGGUUUUGUUUGUGAAGAAUAAUUUUGAAAAAAAGUAUUUCAAAACAUCUACUUCUAGCAAAACAUUUGAUAGUAAUAGUAAUCUUUAAUGAGGAUGCCAACAUCAUGUAGUGAUUAGCAUGUAACUUCUCCCUAAAAUAUCCAUACAUAGUCCAGCAAACAGGUAAUGAGAAUACUCAAAGUUAUUAUAUAGAAGUUGUUAUCUUGAUCUAACACCAAAUUCUCAUCACUCAAUCAUAAGGAAAUGUAUGGUAGCUAGAAGGGAGAAUUAACAAUUAGAUCUUGGGAGUUAACGGGUUAAAAAAUCUUGCUGGGACUCAAAAGAGCUGUAAUUGCAGUAAAUUACACUCAGGGGACACCAUGUACAGUCUCAAAAGAGUGUAGUUACUUAAUAUACACAUACAAGAAACUUACUUUUAUGUGGCACAUCAAGACUCAUUUGGAACACAUCAAGUCCAGCAGAGACACUUUGGUGGUAAUCCAAACAAACAUGAUAGUAACAUUGGUGGUAAUCCAAACAAACAUGAUAGUAUUUAAUAAAUUUUUUUUCAUGGUUUCAUACAGAUUGUGUCUAUUUGUUCAAAAACCAGCUGAAAUUUAAAAAUACGAAAGACAACCUUUUUUUUUGUGGAGUCUUGUUUAGACUAACAGUCAAUUUGCUACCAUUACUAUCACAGCCUACAGUUGUAAUAAAAGCAUGAGGGAUCACACAUUGUGUACACCGCAUGUCACAAGAUGCUUGUAUAAAGGGCUUGCACUAAUGAUGUUGUAAUGUUUAUUACUGUCACUGUCCUUAGGGUGGCAUGAAAGCUGUAAUAUGGACAGACGUGUUUCAAGGCAUAGUCAUGUUAGUUGGGCUGACAACAAUUAUUACAGUAGGAACAAUAAAGGUUGGAAGUCUGAGCAAAGUUUUUGAUAUCGCUUACAAGGGGCACAGACUUGAGUUUGAGUAAGUUUGUUGAAAAAAAUCAUGAUUAUUAUCACUAUUACAAUACUAUCAAUUUCACUGAUCUUGUAAUAACAAAGCAAAGAGAAAUAAUGGUUUCAGUACAACUAAAAAUCAUUUCUCUUUACAGUUUUUCCAUAGAUCCUACACACAGAACCACAUUGUGGGUUUUUCUGAUAGGUGGUGUAUUCCAAAUGCUACCUAUCUAUGCAACCAACCAGACAGCUGUCCAAAGAUUUCUGACCUCAAAGUCCUUUAAGUCUGCUCAGAGGUAUAUACCAGUAACAUUCUGAUAGUUAUUUUCAAUAGUAGAAGUAAAGAAAUGAUCUUGACAAGCAAACUACAAUUCCCUUAAGUUACAACAAAAAUAAAUUACUGAAAUCUUUCUUUUUCCUAUAAUGAUGUUAGUUUAAUUGCAGUGCACAUUUAAGGUUCAUUUUAGUAUGUGUGCUAUAUUCUCAAGUCCAAAUGAGAUUUAUUACAGCUUUGUCAGGAAAAUCCUGUUUUAUUUUUUUAACCAUGAACACACUAAACUAAUCUUGCAACCAUAAAACUAUAGUAUUGUCCAAAAUGACCUUGUCAGGUUAUACAAUAUUCCAAACAUAAUUUUUUUUUUUUUACUUGUGAACAGUUAUUUUCUUUUUAAGAAUCAUCUGAUUGAACUUUAUAUUAUGUAUUAAGUAGAUUGCCAACACAUAACAGGUAAAGAAUUAUUUAUAGAAGAUAAUUUGUUCAUAUCUUUCCAUAGGGCUGUUUGGUUGAAUCUUCCUCUGAACAUAUUCAGCACAACAAUAACAGUCCUAACAGGAUUGGUGAUUUAUGCAUACUUUGCCUCCUGUGAUCCUCGUAGUAUUGGGGAAAUAUCCAAAGAUGACGAGGUAAACUAGUGGCUCUUAAUUAUUGAUCUGCAAAAAAAAAAAAAGUGAUUGGCUUGCAAACAGAAUAUUCUGACUUUGGAGUGUGGACAGAAUAAAUGAAUAAGCCCUUAAUAUUUAAGGGAAUUCUCCUGUUCGGCACCUUAGGAAAUUUAUAGAGAACAGUAUGGAGAAUGUGCAUACAGAUGUUACAAUGUAAAGGGUCUAACAUAUCUUUUGAUCUUUUGCACUGUCUUCUCUAGAUUUUGCCAUAUUUUGUGGUUGAAGUUCUGGGAAAGUUCCACGGUAUUCCUGGAGUCUUUGUUGCCUCACUGUUCUGUGGGACUCUCAGGUAUUAUUCAGUACUUACCCUGCAUUAGAUGAAAUGUUUACAGUUUUGUGUUCCUUUAAUAAUAAAAGACAGAGAUAGGGUCAUGUCCGAUUUCAGUACAUCCAAGAGGUAUCUACUUCUAUUCAUACCCACACCAAGAAAUUUUUAUUGGAAAAUGAAAAAGGGAAGGCAUGAGAACAUAAUUUUUCAAUAAAAUUUAGUGUUAUCUAUUUCCAGCAAAGUUAGGAGAUUGAGAUAUUUGUGCAUAUCUGGCCAAAAAUUUGUUAAACAGCACAAUCCAGCAUAAAUGUUUUUUUUUCAGCACUGUAGCAUCUGGUCUUAAUGCUCUGGCAGCAGUAACAGUGGAGGACUUUGCUCCCUUGGUUGUUCAGCAUAUUCCAACUGAGAGAGAAACUCUUGUGUCCAAAUUGCUCGGUAACAAUUUUCAUUAUACAGUUUUCCCUUUUUUUUUUCAUAAUGAUUAAAAUUUCCGCAAACUUUGGAGAAAAUGCAAAACAAAUAAUUCAGUUUUAUAAGAUUGGAUGAAAAAAAUAUAACAACAAUUCAACAUUGACAGAUCAAGAUGGCAUAAGGUUGGAUGAGGAUGAAGAACAUUUUUUUAGACUAUUUUUAAUCUAAGUUAAACCCUUUCAUGCCCAAGUUGCAAUAAGUAAUUCUCUUUACUGUCUGCUAUAGAAUUGUUAUGAUUUUAGUUAAGAGAGUUUGGUAUUGGAUCAAGUGAUAAUGCCAUGACUGAUGUUUUUCUUCAUUCUCAUCACUUGUCUGUUUGAUAUCACAUUGAUAUUGUGAGGAGAUAUUAUGUCUUGGUCUCUUACGGAAGUUUAAGAGUUGUGGAUAAAUCCACAAAAAUUAAGCCAUAAUGCACAAAUCUUGUUUCUGUGCAAUCAGAGGGCAAUACUGAAUCUGAAUUAUUACUUUUCUGUUUCUUUUAAUUUAUAGUAUUCGUAUAUGGCCUCAUUUCACUUGGGCUGGCAUUUCUGGUUUCAAAAUUGGGAAUGAUAUUGCAGGUCAGUGUUGUUUACACACAUGUGUAACAAAUGUUCAUCAAAAAAAAUGUUCAUUUGAUGGUUCACACUAUAAAUAGAUUAUUUCAAUUUCCACUCUCACAAAUCUGGUGCUUUGUCUUCUCCAAGUAAGGUAGCAUUAUUUUCUCAAGAUGCUAAGUUAUGUCAAGUUGUGAUUGCUUGAAAAUAUGUAGGUGACACACCUUAGUCCAAAUCUGACAGAUAAAAAGAACAUAGAAGUGGCAUUCAAACCUAUGACAAUGUUGCAUGUUUAACUUAUUUCUUAUCAGUGACCAUAAUUGUCCUCCUAAUGUGCUUACCAAAAUCAACAUCAAGUUAUUGAUUUUUACAGAUGAGCGCAACAAUGUUUGGAACCACAGGUGGGCCAAUGUUGGCCUUAUUUUCUCUUGGUAUAUUGACGACCCAUGCCAAUGCUAAGGUAAUGCUCCAUGCUCCAUGCUCCAUGCUCCCUGCUCUGUUCAUGUAAGGUGUUUACAGCAACAUAUCCCAUUUAAGCAAGUCUUGUGGCACAUAUUUUUCUGACCUCACUCCCCCAAAGACUUUAAAAAUUAAUCCAUUAAUUUAUUAUUUACUCUGCAUUACAAGAUUUUGCAAAACUCCCAAUCUAAAAUGGUACCAACCAGUUGAGAAGUUCUUUGCUUUGAUUAAAUACAAAGAUUUCUGACCUCACAAUUCCACUAAGUUUAUCUUUUGUACAUUUACUUGAAAUGAACCCUUUCCACCCCAACAUCAGUCUGUAUAUUCUCCAUGUUAUUCUCUAAACAGUUGCUUUGGUACUGACAAGGAGAAUUUUUUUAACGAUCAAAAGCUUCUUCAGUUGGUGAUCAUUUUCCUUAGUCUUGGAACCUUAAUGUUUGACUCAGUAGUGAUGUUUUAGGGAGAAAUUAGAUGCCAGUCACCCCUUGGGGAUAAAGGGUAAAGAUUUGAUGUUGUUGUUGUUACAUUUAGGGUGUAUGGAUCGGAGUCGUGGCUGGAUUUUGGACAGUCACCUGGAUCAGCAUAGGAGCUCUGGUUCACCCACCUGAGUACCCUACUCAGCCUAUGUCUAUAUCUGGCUGUCCAAGCAAUUUCACUAAUGUUAAUAUGUCAUAUGUAGAACCAGCCCAAAGGUAACUUAUAAACAAGAGCGAACUUCUAUGUUAUGUUACCAUUUAGAACAAAUUGUCAGUAUGGUGUUCAUUGUAAUGAUCUUGGAAAAAUAACUUGUGGAAGAUAUGGAGCAUGCAUGAUUUCUAUAAUAACAUAGUUACUGUAAUGGAACCUUGAGCAAGAGAGCAAGCAUAUUUUUUUUCUGUGAGCCAAAUUCCUCCUUUAUUUUCCACAUCACAUAAUAAUUAACAACUGUGUGACAAAGUGGAGGUGACUAGUGGUGUAUAUUUCUGAGCUACGAAACUGUGAGGUAAAUAUCCACUGCUAGCCACAGACACUGAAGCGAAGAGUUGUUUUAGUUUAUAUGAAAACAGUGAGAUAACAUAGCAUAAAAAGAUGAUUUUAGCUCAUUUAUUCCUGCAAUGGUUAAAUAUUUUCAUGCAAAAAUCACACAUGCAUUGCUCGUAGGUGAAUAGAAAAAGACAAUCAUAGUUUGAAUAGCCCAUCAGAGCUUGUCUUCUGUGCCAUCCACUGUUUUAGUACACACUUACUGUGACUGACUUUUUCUUUUCAGGAUACAACCUAGUUCUGUGUACGAGAUUUCAUUCUUUUGGUAUGGUGUCAUAGGAUUUGUUAUCACAUACGUCAUUGGAUACCUUGCCAGUUACAUAUUUAGUGAGUGACUGUGGGAGAUUGUGCCUGCUAAAACUGAAAAGUCUGCAAAAUUAUAUAAUGAUCUUUUUUUAAAAUAGAGGCUCCUAGCUUCCAUUAAAUCUAUUGGCUCUCACUUUUAUUUUCCAAUUCAAUUAUUAUUAUUAUUUUAAUUUUUUUUUUUGGAGUUACGUGUCAAAAUGGCUGUAGAUAGACCUGUCUGGUGAGGAGUUUCUUUACUGUAACUUUGACUGCUUAACCCUUUACAUGUAUCUUCUCCCCAUAAUAUCCAUACUUAAUCCUGCAAACAGAUCAUGAGAAUACUCCAACGUAUCAGGUAGAAGUUGUUAUCUUAAUCAACAACAAAGUUUUCUUUACUGAUUUACAACAAAAUGUGUAGCAUCUAGAGGGGAGAAUGAAGAAUCUGAUCUUGAGAGUUUAAGGGCUUCAUUUUGAUUAAGAUUUUCUGAGGUUUGUACGUACCUGUAUCUCAUCAUCCUGUCCUCCUCCCUUCCUUUCAUGUAAGUUUGUUUUUAUUUUUCUGUUUUUUAUCUCUAUCUUUCUUCAAACUUUCUUUAAUUUUUGGUGCACUCAUCCCUUACCAAGCUAUGUUACUUUUCAAUUGUAGAAAAACAUGACGCUGAAAGAAUAGACCCAGCCUUGUUGUUUGAUUAUUCCAAGCUCUCAAACUGCUUUGGAAGAUGCACUAAAACAUCUGGAAACAUGGCUCUUAAUGGUGCUCAUUCCAUAGAGGUAAUUAAUAUAACAAUAAUUUAUUUUUUGUUUGCCCUCAGGAGGUUUUAUUUUUUGGUUACUGCACGUACAGUUUCUGUAGUAAAUGACUGUACAUAUAUGAAAAUCACAUGUUUGAACUGCUGACAAAGAAACAAAUAUAAUUUGAGGGAUCUUCAUUGUAAUGAACACUACUUAAGCAGCAGUCUUUGUCAGUACUGUAAAUACAUUUUUACAACUUUUUCAAAAGGGAAUGCUAAAUUAAAAUUGUAGUAAUUUAUUUACCUUUCUUCAUAAUUUGAAUCUUAAAACUGCCUUGCUGUAUGGACUUGUUCUCCUUUCAUAUAUCUGCUUAUAACCAAAUAGAGGCUCAAAUUUCAGGAUAGGAAGUCAUAUUUCAUUGAAAGGUCCCACACACAAGGCAACAUUCUGUAUGGACAAGCUGCAACAACAGCUUUCUUCAUGUUGCAGUAGUUUUUUGUUUUGGCAACAUUUUCCCCCUAAAUACUUUCCACAAAUUGCUUAUUGUUUGAAUUGCAUUGUGCAAUGGUAGCAGCAAUGCAAUAAGUGACACUAGAAUUUUUGUGACAGCAGUACAUGCAAAGCCCCUUUUCACAAAGCUGUCACAGCAGGCAGAUUCUCGUGGAAGGUGGCUGACAACUGAUUCUUUAAGGAGCUAUUAUUUCAACCGUUGAGUGGUUAUUUCUGUUUUACUUUCACAGGACAAAAAAGAACAUGACACACAGACAUCUGACUGACUGUUACUAACAUUAUCUACUGACCAGCCUGAGACAUUUCUGUGUUACAGUUCAACAAAUAAAAUGAAUAAGCCUAAUUUUUUUCUGAUUUAAAACUAUUACUGAACACUUAAAUAUCUCAUCAAAAUAUGUGCCAGAAACCAAUCAAAACUAUACCAUUAGUUAAAUAGUGCUUGCUCCUCAUAGGCUUUAAAAUGAUAUGUUUAUCUCUGGAGUUCCAGUAUGUAGUGUGAGUUCUGUAGCUGCACAGCUUUCUUGUAAGCAUAUUUUACCCUAAUUGUGGGAUAUGACCACAGUACAACACUGUAGCAGCUCUACUUGGCAACAACCACUUGCCCCAUAAGUCUGUUGUUCUAGCAAAAAGACAUUGUUUGUAUGUGUGAAAAUUCGGAUUUACCUCCCUGGUAUGCCAGUUAUCUCCUUAAUUACAUGUAUUUACAAGUUUCUUUAUUUUUUUUAUUAAUAUUCCUGAAUUAACACCUAGUUGUUCAUGUUAAAAUGAUCAGGAGGAAGUCAAUUGGAAUUACAAUUAAAAAUAGCUUUAGGGUCAAAAUUAUGUUAUUGUAAAUGUCUUCAUCGUACAACUUUAUAAAAUAAUUCAAAUAGUACGCUCUGAUUCAGUUGGCCAUAAAACCAUUUUACAUGAGCGUAUGUAAACACGGUUUUCAUUCCUCUUUCAUUAGUUAUUUUAUAAAAGAAAUGUAAAAUGGUUUCCGUGUUUACAUAGCCUGAUAUAAACACUCAGGAGGUUGGGAGAACACAAGAUAAGCUGGAAACCACUCUGCUUUGCGUCAUGGUUUCCUACGCUUAUCUUGUGUUCUCCCAACCUCCUGCGUGUUUACAUCAGGCUAUGUAAACACAGAAACCAUUUUACGUUUCUUCAGUAUAGUAGAGCAUCUCUAACUCUUCCAAAUGUAGAAAAACUAAAACUACAUGGCAUUCAACAUUGUGUCUUGAUCACCUUAUUUUUUAUGUGUCAAUUUAACAAUUACAUUAUCAAUUUUCCUAUACUUUAACAGCAUCUCAUUGCUCUUCAAGACCUGCAAAAUCAGGUCAGUGCAAAGCCUAGGUAAAUUAAUUUUACAAACCUACUACUAACCUUGGCAUAUGAUAACUUUUUAUGAAUGUGUAAGAUAAAAUAUCUCCAGCUAAUAAUGAACUCUUUACACCCUAACAUCAGUAAGCAAAUUCUCCAUACCACUCUCUUUACUUUUCCUACUGUGCUUAAAAUGAGAAUUUGUCUAACAAUCAAGAGCUUUUUGAGUUUAUGAUCAUUUUCUUUAUUCUCAUGACCUUAAUGUAUGAUUCAGGGAUGAUACUGUUGGGAGAAAUGAAAUGCUUAUCUUUGGGAAUGAAAAGGUUAAUUUUAAUUAGAGACAAGUGAACAGUACUUUGACUAACUGUGUCCAGAGCUACACACAGAUUGCACUAUGUUAUGUUUACAGUCCAAAACUGUCCACAUUUUAUUUCAAUUUUUAUGCAAUUUUAUAUUGCAGGAUGAUGAGAAUACUCCUUUUAUUAGCUGAAGUGGCACACAAGAGCACACCUUUCAACACUCUUGAACAUGGGGCAUAUGAAAGAAUUGAAAACAAGAGCUGUCUCAGAGUCACAUUGCAUCACUUUACUUCAAGCAAUUUAUAAAAUUACUCAUGAAGAUUACUUACAUAGUAUUAUAAUUAUAUUACUUCAUCGUAUUCACCAUUAAUAAUAAUUAUACUGUGAUAAUAGCUGUUUAGAGUAAAUUAACUACUUUUCCAAUUCUUGUAAUUUAUUUUGAAAGGAAUGGUUUCUAACUUUACUAGUAAUUUGUAAAAUUAUGUAUUAAGUGUAUUUACUUAGUACUCCAUUGUUCCUUAUCGUAUUUACUAUUAAUAGUAAUCAUAAUUUGAUAGCUAUUCUUCCAAUUCUUGUGAUGUAUUUCAAAGGGAAAGGUUUCUAACGUGAUUACAAAGUUAACAAAAUUAUGAAUGAUUGAUGGAAGAGAUUCCUUUAUUCAAGCAUGCAUUGGUACUUACCUCUGUUCCUAUGUACAUAAGAAAAUAUUAUUAUUGACAUGAAAGCAUACAUGCAUUCAUUUGCUUGUAUUUAUAGAAAAAUUGAUAUAGUUUUUUACAUUCAAAGCUUUAUCUAUAUAUGUUCUUGUACCUUGGGUGCUUAAUGUAUUUUAGGACUCCUUUUUGCUUCAAUUCUUGCUUUGUAAAUGGUGCUAGUGUUUGUUGUUAAUUCCAUUGCCUGAAUAAUGGUUAUUACUGUAAAGUUGGCUCAAGAAGCUAGAGUUACUCCUAUGCUUCCCUCAAGCUCCCCAAACUUUCCACGUGCAUCUAUACCUCGAUAUACACAUAUUUUAUUGUCAGUUUUCUUAUUUAACACUUAGCUUAGUUAGGCUUUUGGUUUUUUUGUCUUUUUUUUUUUUUUUUGUCACUUGGGUUAACCUUUUUUGGUGGACAUUUUGAGGGACACUGUUAUGGCCACCCACACUUUCCAUUGUGCGUAAUGCAAGACAACCCUUGAGAUUGGGGAGGGGGCUAAAUCUAGAUAAGGAAUGAUUUUCUAAUGUUGCCAUGAAAUCCCAGGUAUCAGAAGUCUUGUAUUUCAAAUACGUUUAACAGUACAAGCAACUGUAAUAUGAUUAUUUUUACACACAUUGCCACAUUCAAUGAACCAUUGAACAACAACAUUCUCUAUAUUUGUCCCAUACAAAGUACUUAGCAAGGAAGAUAGUGCAAGGGUGGGAGGGGAAAUUUAAAUUAUUCAAGCAAAGACAUAAUUGAAC
Pocillopora meandrina is the source of this 12382-nucleotide messenger RNA. NCBI's taxonomy places the organism in Eukaryota, Metazoa, Cnidaria, Anthozoa, Scleractinia, Pocilloporidae. The record is from the annotation of a GenBank genome assembly.